AUGGAUCCCUAUAAAAAUAUUAGUUAAUACAUCAGAUUCCAUCAUCAGUCAACAGAUUUCUCAAAUUCACAAAACAAAAUUCCUGGAACAUAAUCACAUUGUAACGACACUAUUCGGUAUGAAAGUCAGCAUGCAUAACCAAAAAUAUGUGUACAAUAUGAAAGCAAUUUGGAAAAAAAUAGGGAAAAGAUUUAAGAAAUUAAAAAAUUGAUCUCAACUUCUAAAAAAUCAAAUCCCUUAGCAAUAAAGAGUUAAAAUAAGUAAUUAAGCAUAAAUGAAUCCAAAAUGAAGAUAGAAAUACCUAAACCCAUUCGCAAUGUUUCUAAUUUUUCUCAUGACAGCAGAAUUUCAACUACAAACAGUUAAACAACUCCAUUAAGGAGUUCUAGUCAUGAUAAACAACAUAGUUACAUGUAAAUGUCAAAGAAUUAUAAAUCUCCAUUAAAUAGAUUUAAAAAGAUUAAAUAUUUAGGGAGAGGCCAUAUAAGCGAUGUCUAUUCAGUGAUUGACACAACAACUGGAAUGAUAGCAGCAUUAAAGACGAUACAAAAGUCGUUGAUAACCAGUAAAGGGAUCUAAGGAUUAAUAAAAACGGAAAUAGCAAUACAGAGUUUAAUAAACCACUAAAAUAUCCUUAAGUGUUAUGGAGUAAUUAAUGAUGAGAAAUAAAUUGCUUUGGUUUUGGAAUUAGGAGAUAUAACAUUACUUAAUUACAGAAAGGAAAAAAGGUUAUAAGAGAAAUAGAUAAUAGACAUAAUAUAUUAGGUGUUAAAAGGAGUCAGUUUUUUGCAUUAGAAUGGGAUUAUUCAUAGAGAUAUCAAACCUGAAAAUAUUUUAUUGUAAAAUGGAAUUGUAAAGCUGGCAGAUUUAGGUAUUUGUGUGAAGGCUGCAGAAACUAAUUAAUAUUGUGGAACUCCUGGAUACAUGGCUCCAGAAAUAAUGGAUAAAAAAAAAUAUAAUAACAAAGUAGAUUGUUUUAGUAUUGGUGUUUUGUUGCAUGAGUUGUUAUUUGGAAAACUACCUAAAAUAGGUUAAAGAAUUAAUGGGGAUACACAAUUGAUUAAUUUAAUGAAUCAACUAUUAGAAGUCAAUCCUAAGAACCGUUUGAGUUGUAAACAGGCUUUAGAAUACGAUUUAUUCAAGCUUUGUGAAAGGAAAGUACUGAAAUAGACAGAAAUGAUAAAGAAUACCAUUUUAUGGGAUUGUUGAAAUGAAAUUAUUCGAAAAAUCGACGAUUUUGUUUAUAUCUAAUUUAACAAUAUUACAAUU
This is a messenger RNA of Paramecium tetraurelia, 1269 nucleotides long. RefSeq lists its product as uncharacterized. Gene Ontology annotation, biological process: regulation of cytokinesis; protein phosphorylation; mitotic cell cycle. Lineage: Eukaryota; Ciliophora; Oligohymenophorea; Peniculida; Parameciidae. Gene Ontology annotation, molecular function: ATP binding; protein kinase activity. Gene Ontology annotation, cellular component: centrosome; nucleus; cytoplasm. The transcript has 3 exons. The record is from RefSeq and is a predicted model, not a curated record.